ACGGCCUCACGGGCUUCAUCCACGAUCCACCGCCGCCGCCAUGCCUCCGCUGCUGCUGCGCUCUCCCCUCUCCCUGCUCCUCCUCCGCCGCUGCAGAACUCCACCUCAUCCUCUCCUCCUACGUACCAAUCCACCGCCGCCGCUCGCCCUGCCCAGGCAGCGCCGCCUCUCCGCUGCGUCCGCGCAGCUCGCCGACCCGCUCGUCGCCCCAGGGGUGGACGAGGCGGUGGCGGGCUUCGUCACCGGCAAGCGCAAGGCCACCGAGGUAGCCCACGCGGUCUGGAGGAGUAUUGUUAGGAAAGGAGAUACAGUGGUUGAUGCCACCUGCGGGAAUGGCAACGACACGUUUGCUUUGCUUAAGAUGGUGGCUGAUGGAAGUGGGCGAGGGCGCGUCUAUGGGAUGGACAUCCAAGAUUCCGCGAUAGAUAGCACCUCCUCUUUUCUGAAGAUGGCCGUCGAUAGCCAAGAGAUGGAGCUAGUCAAGUUGUUUCCGAUAUGUCACAGUAGAAUGGAGGAGAUUGUUCCGAAAGAUUCUCCUGUCAGUCUUGUAGCAUUCAAUCUAGGAUACCUUCCAGGGGGAGAUAAAACAAUAGUCACAGUACCUAAGACAACUGAGCUGGCAUUGCAAGCUGCCAGCAGAAUUGUUAGCUCAGGGGGACUCAUAAGUGUCCUUGUCUACAUUGGGCAUCUAGGUGGAAGGGAUGAACUCGCCAUUGUCGAAUCAUUUGCAUCAAGCUUGCCUGUUGAUACAUGGGUGACUUGCAAGUUUGAAAUGAUUAACAGACCAGUUGCUCCAGUACUUGUUCUGCUGCACAAGAAAUGAUCGGAGUUCCAGUGAGGAUCUACAAUUUUGGGACUCCAUGUUGAUAGAAUUAAGUGCUACAAUGCAUGAUGUGAAUCAUGUGAUGCUGAUCGCACCAGUGAAUGAAUGAGGAAGGAAUUCUAUAAAGGCUAUGUAACCGAAUGAUUUUUGUCAAUUGUACAAUUUUCUUGAUGCGAAUCUUGUUCUGGAGCCCUGUGAUUCUGACUUGCUCAUUGAGGUUUUCAGUUAUAAGAAAUUAUACAGAAAUUGUCAAAGAACAGAACGAAAAGAGAAGAGAAGGUUCAAGGAGUGGCCAGACUGAAUUCUGUUGAGUUCCUGUGCUAGGUCCAUUUGCUGCAGUCAUGUUGCUCUUUCUUUGUUGCAUUUGCUCUUUUUUCUCUCCUUUGUAUCCUCUGUGAACUAUGGCUGUACAAACUUCCAAGUUAUCUCGGCUUUUAAUGAAACGAUAGCUCUACAGUUUCGGGGCUUCAUGUUCCUGUUUCUGAUCAAA
Molecule: messenger RNA, 1313 nt
Organism: Lolium rigidum
Lineage: Eukaryota; Viridiplantae; Streptophyta; Magnoliopsida; Poales; Poaceae
Product: putative rRNA methylase YtqB
Exons: 6
Coding region: 41-823 (260 amino acids)
Source: RefSeq, a predicted model, not a curated record